AUGUCGAGGAGAAGACUUUUUACUCCACCUUCGAACGGCAGUGGUAGUGUGUCUGCAAGCUCAAUUUCGAAGAGGGUGCAUGAUAGGAAGUUCAAUGGCAGAUGUUACUGUGGGUUGGGGGUGACGCUGUUACAGUCAGGAACGGCGAUGAAUCCUGGGAGGUGGUUCGUCCGUUGUCCCAAUUGGAAGAACUCGGACUGCAACUUCUUUGAAUGGGUAGACGAAAUCGAAGGGAAGUGGGAGGGUCUGAGACGAGGACUAUCAAAAAGAAAUGUGCAGGAAAACGUUAAUGAGGCUGAGGCUGAAGUGAAGAUGCUGAUGAUGUUAGGGAGGUUUGAAGCUGAAGUUAGUAAACUUAGGGUUUGGGUUGUGAUUAUGUCAAUGGUGGUGGUGUGUAACAUUGUCUAUACUUUGUAUCUGAUUCUCAGGAGGUUUUGA
Messenger RNA from Arachis duranensis, 438 nucleotides. RefSeq lists its product as uncharacterized. Gene Ontology annotation, molecular function: zinc ion binding. Bases 1 to 438 code for a protein of 145 amino acids. The record is from RefSeq and is a predicted model, not a curated record. The transcript has 2 exons. Lineage: Eukaryota; Viridiplantae; Streptophyta; Magnoliopsida; Fabales; Fabaceae.